AUGUCUUCAACCAUCUCCUCCGGUAGACCCGUGCCAGCUCUGGACAUUGCUUGCGUGCGUGGAUGGCUGUCGGAUUGCGAGACCAAACACGUGACUUGCGGGAUUCUAGAAGACUCGCUUUCCACCAACGAUCCGGUCGAUAUCAUACUGAUUGAUGUACGGAACAACCGUAUUGUCAAAGGAAAUACUAAUGAAAGAUACUUGGCUGUGAGUUAUGCUCGUGGCGGAGUCAAAUGUCUUGAAGCCACCAAAGCCAACUUCGACACAUUGCAAAGAGAUGGUGCACUGGAUCAGCAGAAGCUAAAGCUCCCGAAGGUCAUCGAGGACGCCAUGAAAUUAACCAUGUCACUCGGAGAGAGAUAUCUUUGGGCUCAUUGUCUGAGUAUCGUACAAGAUGAUCAGAUGCACAAGGACAGUCAGAUCAAUAGCAUGCAUCAAAUCUUCGGCAAAGCAGCUAUGACGAUUGUUGCCGCGGCAGGAAGGGAUGCAAAUUCAAGACUUCACGAUGUUGGAGCCGGGUCAAGGUCUUCGUACUUGGCCGAAAAUUUUAUCGAGGGAAGAAGAUUUAUUGCUCGCCCAGCCAACCUCCGAUAUCUAUUAGAGCACGGCUCGUAUGGCAACAACGCUUGGGCUUACCAGGAGAGGAUUCUAUCGAGACGUUGUCUCAUCCUUACACAAUACCAAGCCUAUUUCCACUGCCAGACAUCAACUCAUACUGAUGCAGGAGAUUGCGAGCCACAAGAUAUGCCCUCAGAACGAGACAUGCCAUCAAGUCCUCUAGCCACGGUCCAAAUGGAGCGAAGCCUAGACGGCAAGUCUCAAUUCGACACCUUCUCAAAGGGCGCGAUGAGCCUAUACUCCUCCCUCAUCCAAUCUUCCACUCGACGCCAUCUCUCCCACCCUACCGACCGCCUUCCCGCCUUCGAUGGCAUCUCCGCCAUCCUAAAAUCCUGCUACGGCAGCCCCUCCAUAGCCGGCCUCCCCGAAGCCAUCCUCGACGUCGCCCUCCUGUGGGUCACUUCAAACCCUCAAACCCCAACCCACCGCACCCGCUCCCUCCCCAGCUGGUCCUGGGCCUCCCACCCGGGCAGCAUCGACUACCUCAGC
This is a messenger RNA of Mytilinidion resinicola, 1107 nucleotides long. RefSeq lists its product as uncharacterized. The transcript has a single exon. The record is from RefSeq and is a predicted model, not a curated record. NCBI's taxonomy places the organism in Eukaryota, Fungi, Ascomycota, Dothideomycetes, Mytilinidiales, Mytilinidiaceae. The annotation marks the transcript as partial.